AUGACCAGAAGAAACCAUACUUCACUGACUGAGUUCAUCCUGUUGGGAUUAGCAGACACAAUGGAGCUACAGAUUGUCGUUUUUUUGCUUUUUCUGGUGAUUUACACACUUACAGUUUUGGGGAAUGUUGGGAUGAUCUUCCUAAUCAAGAUUGAUUCCCGACUUCACACACCCAUGUAUUUCUUCCUGGCUAACCUGUCCUUUGUCGAUGUUUGUUACUCUUCCACCAUCACCCCAAAGAUGCUGGUAGACAUAUUAUCAGAGGAGAAAACCAUCUCCUUUGCAGGAUGCUUCCUGCAGCUAUACUUCUUCAUUGCCUUGGUCACAACUGAAUGCAUCCUCUUUGGGUUAAUGGCCUAUGACCGUUAUGUGGCCAUAUGCAACCCACUACUUUAUCCCUUGGUCAUGUCCAGGACAAUCUGCCUCAAAAUGGCAGCAGGGCCUUUUACAGCAGGAUUCUUGAACUCCAUGGUUAACACAAGUUAUGUGAGCAGCUUGCCAUUCUGCAGUUUUAAUGUCAUUCAUCAUUUCUUCUGUGACAGCCCUCCACUUUUUAGGCUGUCAUGUUCUGACGCACACCUGAAUGAAAGCAUCUUUUCCACAUUUGCUGGUGUGAAUAUGGUGGGAAGUCUGCUGGUCAUCCUGACCUCCUAUGUUCUCUUCUCCAUCUUCCACAGGCACUCAGGGGAGGGGAGGCGCAAAGCCUUCUCAACCUGUGGUUCUCACCUGACAGCUAUAACUCUGUUCUAUGCCACUGCCAUCUAUACCUACCUGAGACCUAGUUCCAGCUAUUCUCUCGAUCAGGACAAAGUGGCUUCUGUGCUCUACACAGUGGUGAUCCCCAUGUUGAAUCCUCUGAUCUACAGCCUCAGGAACAAGGAAGUAAAGAAAGCUUUAUGGAAUGUAACUACCAGAACAAGGAUCCCCUCCUUUCUCAGAUUUGCUUGGUAA
This is a messenger RNA of Callorhinus ursinus (northern fur seal), 951 nucleotides long. RefSeq names its product olfactory receptor family 5 subfamily F member 1 (gene OR5F1). Gene Ontology annotation, biological process: G protein-coupled receptor signaling pathway. NCBI's taxonomy places the organism in Eukaryota, Metazoa, Chordata, Mammalia, Carnivora, Otariidae. The record is from RefSeq and is a predicted model, not a curated record. Gene Ontology annotation, cellular component: membrane. Gene Ontology annotation, molecular function: G protein-coupled receptor activity; olfactory receptor activity.